AUGGAUGAAAUGUAUUUGGACGUAGCUGGUGGAUAUGAAGAAGAUUGCAAAAUAACUCAAAUGCAGUACCACUCUUUCCUUCCGUAUUCGACUACAGCUUUAUCCAAUAACGAUGAAAUUAGAAUAUCUAUUCAAAAUAUGGACGCUUACUCUUUGCCUUGCGAGAGCUAUCUUUACAUUGAAGGUAAAUUAAAUAUAUCUGCAGAUAUUACAGCAGAGAAGGGUGAAUUCAACUUUACAAAUAAUGGCUUAGCGUUUUUAUUUUCUGAAAUCCGAUAUGAAAUUAACGGAGUGGAAAUACAAAAAUUAAAAUCUCCUGGAAUAUCUUCGAGUCUUAAAGGUUUUUGCUCGCACACUCCGAGCGAAUUGAACAAUCUACAAAAUGCUGCUUGGGACGUAGAUAUGGAUGCCAGUGAAAAUAAACAUUUCAUGUUAAAUAACAAAUUCGCUGGUUGUAUCCCGCUCAAACACUUGUUUGGAUUUUGUGAAGAUUAUAAAAAAAUACUACUCAACUGUAAUCAACAAAUAAUUUUAAACAGAUCAUCUACAUAUUUUGAUGCGUUGUAUGUUUUGACGACAACUCCUAAUGAAAAACUUAAAAAGUAG
Messenger RNA from Aphis gossypii (cotton aphid), 606 nucleotides. RefSeq lists its product as uncharacterized. Bases 1 to 606 code for a protein of 201 amino acids. The transcript has a single exon. The record is from RefSeq and is a predicted model, not a curated record. NCBI's taxonomy places the organism in Eukaryota, Metazoa, Arthropoda, Insecta, Hemiptera, Aphididae.